UCUGAAGGAGGAUGCAGACCGAGGGUGACGGGUCGGAUGUCAAACCUGUGGCGUGGAGUAAUACGAGUGAUGCAUCUGCUACCUCAAGGAUUACUGUGGAAUAUUAAAAAUGGCCAGCAAACUUCUUUCUGGACGGAUCGAUGGCUCAUGGUCGGUCCGCCACUUGCCCAACUCGCAGAGAACCUAUCGGAAGAGGCUUUGAGCCUCUCUGUUGUUGAGCUUGUUCUGAAUGGUUACUGGAACACGGAGUAUCUCCGUGAUUUCCUCUCCGAGGAGAUUGUUUCUCAGAUCCUACUACAUCCGACACCCCAGGGCAGUGAGAUGGAUGAGCCAAGCUGGCGUCUUACUCCACCAGGGGACUUUUCGAUCAAAUCUGCCUACCAGCUGCUUCUUUCAGAAGGCACAGAUGGUGGUCACACUCAUCUGGUGUGGAAGGCUGCCUGGCGCACACCAAAUCUGCAGCGCACGAAGACACUUCUCUGGCUGGUUUUAUAUGGCCGCUUCCUCACCGAUGGGGAGUGUCACCGCCGUCAUUUAGCCCAACAUGAUACAUGUCCGAUCUGCGGCGGGGGUCCGGAGACAGCGAUCCAUGUUAUUAGGGACUGUCCAUAUGCUCGAGCAGCUUGGUCGGAGAUAUUAAUGAACGAACCAGAUGAUGUUUUCUUCGGCAAUGACGUGGAGAGGUGGAUGCUUCACUACCUUACUGAUCGUAGUAAGAUGAUUGACUCUUCCAUCUUUGCUAUCUUUUGUUGGAAAUUAUGGCAUAAUAGGAACCUCUGGGUGUUUGAGAAGAAACUUGCGUCCACCUACCAUCUCAUCCAGCAGAUACGAGAGCUUCGAAGGCAAGUUGAUCUUGCCUGGGAGACUUCACGGCGAGUGCUGGGGGAAGGAGCAUGAUGUAGCCAAAAAAAUAGUUGCUAACAG
Messenger RNA from Linum trigynum, 924 nucleotides. The record is from the annotation of a GenBank genome assembly. NCBI's taxonomy places the organism in Eukaryota, Viridiplantae, Streptophyta, Magnoliopsida, Malpighiales, Linaceae.